Eublepharis macularius is the source of this 819-nucleotide messenger RNA. Its product is annotated as sperm acrosome membrane-associated protein 3-like. The transcript has 5 exons. Bases 1 to 582 code for a protein of 193 amino acids. Gene Ontology annotation, biological process: fusion of sperm to egg plasma membrane involved in single fertilization. Gene Ontology annotation, molecular function: lysozyme activity. NCBI's taxonomy places the organism in Eukaryota, Metazoa, Chordata, Lepidosauria, Squamata, Eublepharidae. The record is from RefSeq and is a predicted model, not a curated record. Gene Ontology annotation, cellular component: acrosomal vesicle; sperm flagellum.
AUGCAGCCUUCACUGGUCAAGCUCAAGAGGCUGACGUUAGAAAAGCUGUCCCCCAACAUGGGCAUCUUGGAAUCUCCCGUCCAGUCUGCCCCUCCCCUGUUGUUGCUUCUUCCUGUAUCUUCCAAUGCUUUUUCAGGGAUGAGUCGUCUCUUCCUGCUGCCUCUCCUCACAUUCCUGACAUCUGUAGUUGAGGGGAAGAUAUAUGGACGUUGUGAACUGGCCCAAAACUUGAAGGCAGCUGGUUUGGACGGAUACCGUGGCUACAGCCUGGCUAACUGGGUCUGCUUGGCCUUCUAUGAGAGCCACUUUGACACCGGACUCGUGGACCACGAAGCUGACGGCAGCACCAGCAAUGGCAUCUUUCAGAUCAACAGCCAUCUCUGGUGUGAUGACCUCACGCAUCCCUCUCCAAACAUCUGCGAUCUGCACUGUUCGGAUCUCUUGACCAGUAGUCUCAACGAUGACAUUACCUGUGCCAUGAGGAUCGUGCAAACCCCAAGAGGAAUGGGCACCUGGUUGGCUUGGAAGAGUAAUUGUGAAGGUCUUGAUUUGUCUGACUGGCUGAAAGGAUGUAAGCUGUGAGACUGGUGAUGUGGGAAAAAGAAGUCUCUGGAAAUGCUUGGCAUGAGUCGCACUGCUGACGCCCAGGAGCCAACCAGUCAGUCAUGUGCAGAUAAAUGUGUUUCAAGCGAUGCGCAGGUCAUUUUGCCAGGGAAAAGGAUUGCCUCUCAGGAAGCAAGAAUCAAACCUUGUAGUAUAAAAAUAUUUACUGAGAUUUCUGCGCUUGAGUUGUGGUGUAUUACAACUUCUGCAAAUGUA